Messenger RNA from Panicum hallii, 1260 nucleotides. RefSeq names its product plasma membrane-associated cation-binding protein 1-like. The transcript is spliced from 4 exons. The coding region runs from base 249 to 971 and encodes 240 amino acids. Gene Ontology annotation, cellular component: plasma membrane. The record is from RefSeq and is a predicted model, not a curated record. Lineage: Eukaryota; Viridiplantae; Streptophyta; Magnoliopsida; Poales; Poaceae.
GGGCAGUGGCAUUCCCGCAAAUCCCUCGCAGCGCCGGAGCCCUUGUGGCGGCGGCGAGCCCUAUAAACCGGGGGCGGCGUACCCUGGCCGCCAUUAACACUGCCACAGCAGCCGCGUCCACCCCACGUAUGAUCUGUAGCCACUCAUAGACGCCAGCUGCUAGCCUGUGCUGCUGCUGCUGCUGCUCCCUGCCGUAGCUGUCGUGUCCUUUCCUCUGCCUGAUUGCCUCUCGCGUGUGAGCGGCCGCCAUGGAUAUCUGGAAGUCCAAGGUGCUGCCCAAGAUCAAGGUCGUCUUCGCCAAGUCCGGCGGCAAGAAGGCAGCCGCCGCCGCCGAGCUCGUCAAGUCCUUCGACGAGUCCAAGGAGGGGAUCAAUGGCGAGUUCGAGGAGAAGAAGGCGGAUCUCCAGCCUAAGGUCGUCGAGAUCUACGAGUCUGUUCCUGCGCCGCUCAAGGUUCUGAUCAAGGAGAGGAGCAAGGUGUCUGGGAUCAAGAAGAACUCGGCCGCCAUCACCAAGUUCUUCGAGGAUCUGGCCAAGAUCGAGUUCCCUGGCGCCAAGCAAGUGAGCGAGGGCAUCUCCAAGGUCGGCCCCGCCCUGCUGUCCGGCCCCAUCUUCGCCACGUUCGAGAAGGUCUCCUCCCUGCUACCUGCCGCCGUCGAGGAGGCGCCCAAGGAGGCCCCGGCCGUCGCCGCCGCCGAGGACGCAGCCGAGAAGAAGGACGCCGCCGCCGCUGCCGAGGAGAAGAAAGAGGAAGCGCCGGCCGGUGAGAAGAAGGAAGAGGUUCCGGCAGCCGUUGAGGAGAAGAAAGAGGAGGCGGCUGCGCCCGCCGCCGCAGCCGAGACUGCGCCCCCUGCUGCCGAUGCACCUGCCGCAGAUCCCGCUGCGGAGGCGGCGCUGGCCGAGGCAGCGGCGGAAGCCGCGGCCCCAGCCGAGCCCGCGGCGAAGGCCGAGGAGGAGACGCCCAAGGCCUAGCUAGCUAGGGUUCAGGUUCAUCUUGCAUCCCACAGCUAGCUAGGUAGAGAGAUCCUGCCCCGCGUACAACCAUGCUCUGUCAUCACCAUUCGUUGUUCUUGGAUAUAUGCACAAUGUUUCUGUUGCUCGCUCGAUUGACCUGUUCCUAUGCAGGCCGGUUAGACAUGUAUGUAUAUGUAAGCCUAUAAAUUUUUGCAUGUACUUAUUAUUAUUAUUCAUUUGCAGUGUGAGGACAUGUAUAUUAUUCGCAGUUUUGGUUCAAUUCAAUCGUUAAUUCUUUGUUGUUUCA